AUGGCGUUGAUCGCUGGCAACCUCUUUUGCAUCAUCGUCAAGGCUACGAGCCGUGCUCUCGGGUACGUUCCACGGCUAAGGAGCCUAUGCCAGUCCAGCAACUCCGUUAAACUCGGCUUCGAUGAUUAG
Molecule: messenger RNA, 129 nt
Organism: Parastagonospora nodorum SN15
Lineage: Eukaryota; Fungi; Ascomycota; Dothideomycetes; Pleosporales; Phaeosphaeriaceae
Exons: 2
Coding region: 1-129 (42 amino acids)
Source: RefSeq, a predicted model, not a curated record